Messenger RNA from Cercocebus atys (sooty mangabey), 2589 nucleotides. RefSeq names its product nuclear receptor interacting protein 2 (gene NRIP2). The transcript has 5 exons. NCBI's taxonomy places the organism in Eukaryota, Metazoa, Chordata, Mammalia, Primates, Cercopithecidae. Bases 354 to 1064 code for a protein of 236 amino acids. The record is from RefSeq and is a predicted model, not a curated record.
ACACACACACACACACACACACACACACACGCCCCAUCCACCGCCCGCUCUGAACAGGACCCCAGCGUUGGGGACGGGGCCAAGUCAGCCAGCUGUGGGCCCUGCCAACCCUCCCUCUCUUCUAGGACUGGGUUUUUCCAGCCGGAGUCUCACUCCCUCUACAGCAAUCUCGGGAAAUUGGAGACGACGCGGCUGCUCCUGAACAUUAUUUAUUUCUCUCCUCUUUCCCUCCCGCGGGGACCCUCCUGUUGGAAGGAGAGCUGCAGCACAGGACGGAGACAGGCAGGAAGAAGCAGAGAGGACUCAGUGACGCCCCUCUAAGCAGCCCCCGGCCCACUCCUCCAGCAGGGGCCAUGAGCACCAAGCAGGAAGCCAGGAGAGAUGAGGGAGAAGCCAGGAGAGAUGAGGGAGAAGCCAGGACGAGGGGGCAGGAGGCACAGCUUCGAGACCGAGCCCACCUGAGCCAGCAGCGCCGGCUCAAACAGGCCACCCAGUUCCUGCACAAGGACUCGGCCGACCUGCUCCCGCUGGACAGCCUCAAGAGGCUCGGCACCUCCAAGGAUUUGCAGCCGCACAGUGUGAUCCAAAGACGCCUGGUAGAGGGAAACCCGAAUUGGCUUCAGGGGGAGUCUCCCCGGGUGCAGGCCCUGAUUCAUGGCCAGGAGAGCAGGAGGAGGACCAGCAGGACAGAGAUUCCAGCUCUUCUGGUCAACUGCAAGUGCCAGGACCUGCUGCUUAGAGUGGCCGUGGACACAGGCACCCAAUACAAUCGGAUCUCUGCUGGAUGUCUCAGCCGCCUGGGGUUAGAGAAGAAGGUCCUAAAAGCCUCAGCUGGGGACCUGGCCCCUGGGCCCCCAACCCAGGUGGAGCAGUUGGAGCUACAGCUGGGGCAGGAGACCGUGGUGUGCUCGGCACAGGUGGUGGAUGUCGAGAGUCCUGAAUUCUGCCUGGGCCUGCAGACUCUGCUUUCUCUCAAGGUAAGGCACCCACACUCAGGGCCUGAUCCAAAGCACCAGGAAAAAGUAGUAGAAGGCACAGGUGUAGAAGCUUGGACCAGGUUCUGAUGAGAGUGACUUAGAGACUGGCAAUUGUCCCUUUGCUUCCUUAGAGGUUCCUUACUCACCACCCAGUGAAAAGUCAAGAGAACUGGGUCACCCCCUCCAACAGGAGUCAAGGGAAAUGGGGAUAAGCGGGAGAGCAAAAGGCAGGUGGAAGCUGUGGGAAGUGGGAGGCAGGUGACGGGCUGAGGUGAGCCGGCAUGACUGCUCUACACCCCACAGUGCUGCAUCGACCUGGAGCGCGGAGUGCUGCGGCUGAAAGCCCCGUUCUCAGAGCUGCCCUUCCUGCCUCUGUACCAAGAACCUGGCCAGUGACUGCUGUCUCAGUCAGUCCCCAGAGGGAAAGACCUUGCCUUAGCAGAAGAGGCGUGUGGGGAACGGGUGCUCUUGAAGCCAGGUAGCUGGGGACUCCGGUGUCUGCCCUUUCAAUCACCACCCUGAGCCCUGCUGUCCCAUUUCCCCCAGCCGGCCACAUUCCUCUCUGCUUCUCAGCAGCUGUCCUACUCCCCAGGGGGAGUUUUCACUAGAGCGCCCACGACGCCAGGUUUCUCAUUCAUUUCCCUCCAAGAAGAGCAAAGCCAAACCAGGACCACAGAUGGGAGGCUAAGCAAAAUGGGGUGCCUGCCUGGGCUGGGUCGAAGGCUCUGCUGACUGCUGUCCUUGCCCAGCACCCAAUUCCACCCCAAACGCAACUCAACUUCCCACACCACCAUGUCUCUCACCACACCUUCUGGGGCUCAGUAUCUCCCACAAUUACACUGCCACGCCUCACCAACCUGGGUCCCUGGACCUCCUGGUGUCUGCCUCUUGGAUUCUGUGCACAUCUGCACAGAUGUGGGGGAAGAAACAUGAGACAGAAUUCAAUACAACAAAGAGAUGGAGUUAGUAUAGGAAUGUCCAUCUCAUAAGGCUGAGAGCUUUCAUUAGUUAUUUUUCUGGGGCUGCAAAUGUCUGAAGCCAGUUAUUGUUUGAUUACCCUGUGCAAAACCUUGGACAUACUUCUGCUAUUAACGCUAGGUAUUUAUCCUUCUCUACUUGCUUUUUGUACCCACUGAGCCCCUGAACUUUGGGUGUGUGUGUGGCAGAGCCUUGUAGAGAACUGCUCCUACGAGGCAGACAGGACAGUGAGGCUGUCACCACUCAGACUGAACCUAUUUAGUAUUCUUUCUGAUUUCUGGAACUACCCACCUCAUUAGGCCUUCUUCCCAUCCCCGUCUCUGGUCUCUUGAGCUUAAGCUCGCCUUGUCCUGGAAUCAGUGGCUUUCUAACCCCCCGCCAGGCUUUGCCAAAGCAAAAAGACAGAGGCUUUUUCUUUUUUUUUUGAAGUUUGGGGUCUGUCAGGAGAGAGAGGCUUUUCUGAAUUCACUGUGAAGAGAAGAACCCGAAGCUUCAGACGCCAGACCCCUGAGAGUCUUUCUGGCUGGUGUGAGUCUCUCAAAUCAUGGAUUAGGAGUAAAGAAAGAGGCCGGGCGCAAUGACUCAUGCCUGUAAUCCCAGCGCUUUGGGAGGCUGAGGCGGGCGGAUGACUUAA